UUCGCCGUUUGUUGACGGCUAGAAUAUUUGACAACGUUUUAAAAUUAAAGAAGGAUGUGACAACCGGCAGUUUUACCUUCGUUUACCUCCAUGAAAGAACUGGAACCCAUACAAUAUACGAGCUCGCGUCCACCGUAAUUUCUUUAUUGGAAGGCUGUGAAAGCACAAGCAGAAAGCAUUAGUCAAAAUGGCGACUUUGGUUGAUACCUAUGAGCAACAAUAUGCAGUUUUAACUGCAGAUAUAACAGGAAAAAUUGGUCAGCUGUCGUCAGCCUCUUCGGCAGACCGAAAACCCAUGAUUGCAGAAUUGGAUCGGCAGCUAGAAGAAGCACAUGAACUUCUUGAACAGAUGGAGCUUGAAGUCCGAGAGGUAGAAGUGUCACAGAGGCCUCGUUUAAGAACAAGAGUGGACAGUUAUCAAGCAGAACUCAGAAGACUUAAGCAAGAUUUUCAGAGUGCAUGUUCAACAUCAUACAUUGAGGGCUUUGGUGAUGGAACAGAGGAACUCUUUAUUAAUGAUGACUUAAGUAUGAAGGAAGAGCAAAGACAAAGACUGCUUAAUAAUUCUGAACGUCUAGAACGCACUGGUAAUCAGUUAUUAGCCGGUUACCGUACAGUCAUAGAGACUGAAGAGGUGGGUAACCAAGUACUGCAAGAUCUAGCAAUUCAACGAGAAACAAUUCAAAGAGCCAGAUCACGGCUUCGAGAAACUGACGCAGAUCUAGGUCGCAGUUCUCGUCUUAUGAGUGGAAUGAUGUUCCGCUCCUUGCAACAACGGUUUGUUUUGAUUGGGGUCUCUGUUGUUAUUGGUGUAGUUAUUAUAUGGUUUAUUUAUUAUGCUUUUGCCAGAACUUCAUAAACGAUAAUUCAUAUUUCAAAUAGGCUAUUAAUUUUAAACUUUGCAAAUCGCAUUCCCAAUUUUUUAGUGUGUUUAAUAGCAUCAAUGAAUAAUUAUUAUAACUAUUGUAUCAGCGAAACUGAACAGUUGCUGGUAAUUUAAUUACCUAGUAUGUCAGCAAUGCCUAAAUCAGCACACACUUUAAAAAAGAAAAGAACUAUAACCACGCAUAAUCUAUAUGCUGCUGAGCUGCUGUGCUUCUGUAAACUCUGUUAAAAGACUUCUCGGUAUUUAAACAGUGUAUCGUUUGUUUUUGUUUUUGUUUUUUGGGGGGAGGGGGGGUUUCUAGCCCGCCCUUCUGCUUUGAAAAAGCAAUCAAGCGGGCUUAUUGGAAAGUUUGCAAACAAAAAUAAAAUGUAAAGGCCGUUCUAUUUUCCACAUUUGCUUAAGACUUUAGUUUCAACCACAUUUUUUAUUCAACCAGAUGUUUGCUGCUCCCACCCUAACUAUCUAUGUACCUGCUAUCACUUUCCUCUGUCAGAAAAUUUGUGUGGUAUUGCACAUUCACUUUUCUUGACAAGAAAAGGCAUUUCACGUCAAAACUAGCAUUUAAGGUUUUGUUCAGACCUCUAUCAGUACCUUUAGUUUGUUGUGUUUUACAAAGCGAUACACCUAAUAUUUAAUUUACAUAUUUAUUUUAAACCAAGACUUUUAUUGAUUUUUUUUCAUGAUAUGUUGUUCUAGAUUGUUUGCGAAAUGAUACAUGUCUCUGUAUGUGAUAAAUAAAAAUUGAAGGUUACAGUUA
Frankliniella occidentalis (western flower thrips) is the source of this 1643-nucleotide messenger RNA. RefSeq names its product vesicle transport through interaction with t-SNAREs homolog 1A (gene Vti1a). The record is from RefSeq and is a predicted model, not a curated record. Gene Ontology annotation, molecular function: SNAP receptor activity; SNARE binding. The coding region runs from base 188 to 859 and encodes 223 amino acids. The transcript has 6 exons. Lineage: Eukaryota; Metazoa; Arthropoda; Insecta; Thysanoptera; Thripidae. Gene Ontology annotation, cellular component: Golgi apparatus; endoplasmic reticulum membrane; late endosome membrane. Gene Ontology annotation, biological process: macroautophagy; Golgi to vacuole transport; vesicle fusion with Golgi apparatus.